Molecule: messenger RNA, 3335 nt
Organism: Homalodisca vitripennis (glassy-winged sharpshooter)
Lineage: Eukaryota; Metazoa; Arthropoda; Insecta; Hemiptera; Cicadellidae
Product: transmembrane protease serine 9-like
Exons: 20
Biological process (GO): proteolysis
Molecular function (GO): serine-type endopeptidase activity
Source: RefSeq, a predicted model, not a curated record
ACCAAUAGAGUUACGUUGUAGUGACAAAUGGGUCUGUCAAGCGGUACUUGUGUGAGAGUUGUGAGGGUAUGAGUGUAAGGGUGACUUUCACCCCAACAGUUAGCUCAGAGUGUGGUGACGAUGGGGAGCUACCCAGCGGCUACUGUGCUGAUCCUGGUUCUGGUAUCGGUGCUGCUGGUAGACGCCAAGAAUGUUACGUCUCAGGCUAAUGGAGACAAGGGAUUCAUACGAAAGGAGAUCAUGGAGAUGGUGUGGUGUAAAGCUUGUGCGUGUGGUCUACCCAACCGUAUGGAGCGGAUCGUGGGUGGGUGGCCGACUAGAAUCAACGAAUACCCCUGGGUGGUUGCUUUGUCCAUUAGAGGGCAGUUCUACUGUGGUGGCACCAUCAUCAACGAUCUGUACAUCCUCACCGCGGCUCAUUGUGUCAGCAACAAGAAGAUGUCAGACCUGACGGUCGUGGUGUCGGAACACAACAAGGCGACGAUGGCAGAGAGCACGGUGGAGGUGAGGAAGGUGGCAAGGAUUCUAGUGCACGAAGGCUUCAACCAGGGGGUCAAGUAUAACAACGAUAUCGCACUGCUCAAGUUGGACCGAAGACUGGAGUUUCGUGUGGCGGUGGCUCCGAUCUGCCUUCCGUACCCUGAUGAACAGUUCAGUCAGGCCCUGGGCCGAGUGACAGGCUGGGGACACACCAAGGAGGGCGGCCCUUCAUCCAUGGAACUGCGUGAGACUCACGUUGCUGUCAUGUCUAACUCAGCCUGUCACCUGAGGGCUGGCUACGGACCCACCAAGGUCACAGCGAACAUGAUGUGUGCUGGGCUCAUGGAAGGGGGCCGUGAUACAUGUCAGGGAGAUAGUGGCGGCUCCCUUAUCAUCGAGGACUCUCUCGUAGGUAUCGUAUCCUGGGGAAUUGGUUGUGCUCGACCCAACAAGCCAGGAGUCUACACUAGAGUCAAUGUUUGUUACAGUUUCUGACAUAUAUUUACUCUGCUUGUAGGUAUCGUAUCCUGGGGAAUUGGUUGUGCUCGACCCAACAAGCCAGGAGUCUACACUAGAGUCAAUGUUUGUUACAGUUUCUGACAUAUAUUUACUCUGCUUGUAGGUAUCGUAUCCUGGGGAAUUGGUUGUGCUCGACCCAACAAGCCAGGAUUCUAUACUAUAGUCAAUAUUUGUUACAGUUUCUCACAUAUAUUUACUCUGCUCGUAGGUAUCGUAUCCUGGGGAAUUGGUUGUGCUCGCAGGAGCCAGACAGCUAUCAGAAUUGGUUGUGCUCACAAGCCAGUCUACACUAUAGUCAAUGUAUCGUAUCCUGGGGAAUUGGUUGUGCUCGGACCCAACAAGCCAGGAGUCUACACUAAAGUCAAUGAGAGUCAAUCAAUCUCUGAAGAGGCUUCUGAUUGCCAAUGUGGUAACACGACUUCCACGGGCUUGGCGCUGCGGGUGGUUGGCGGUCGUUACCUGGAGGAGGGCGAACAUCCUUUCCUGGCUCUCCUGAUAAAGGACUCCUACUUCAUUUGUGGAGGCUCCAUCAUCAGCAAACGCUUUGUGCUCACUGCAGCACACUGUAUAGAGGACAAACACCCUCUUGACAACUUUUACGCAGUGUUUGGAACUCAUGAUAAGACACAGAAGUUCAAAGAAGGCGUCAUUCAGUAUCGAGCUGUAGAACGGAUUAUAACACAUCCAGAUUACUACGAAACACGUAGCGGAAUUUUAAUUAAUGACAUCGCCCUUCUUCAAGUUGGCACGAUACACUUCAAUGCUAGAGUGCAGCCCAUCUGCCUCCCGGAUUUAGAUUUGAGUAGAUUCAAAGCGGCGAAGAUACAAGGCUGGGGCUCAACGAACUUCAAGGGAAAGGCGCCAAGGUUCCCCAAGGAGGCGAUCCUCUCGGUGCUGACCGAGCAAGAAUGCAGGAUGUCCCCAGUACAGCCCAUGAUACGCCAUGUCCAGGAUAUCCACCACGCGGUAGUGUGUGCCUAUGAGAGGGCCACAGACGCUUGUCAGAACGUGUGGCAAUAUUACCCAGGGAAGCCAAUGUGGCCGAGUAAGAUGGCUUCGCUGCGAAGUUGUUCUUUUCUUUCUAUAACACCAGGUUCCUAUUUUGUGUGCCACAUCCUGGGUGUCCUGUUCCUGCUUGUCACCCAGCACGCAUUAGCAAAUCCUGUUUCAAUUUCUGGUACCAUAAAUUCCCAAGAGACAAUGAAUUCCUCUAAGAUCCCUUUCACUACUACUACCCAUUCCAUAUCUGUGACAACCUUAUCACCCACAAGCAAGGGAGAUACCCGGGCAUCCGUAGAACCAGAGACAACAACAUCAACUAAUACCACAGAUGAAAUCAUGGUAUCAUCUGCAAACAAAAUAACAGAAGAAUGCACAUGUGGUGUGUCUACCUUGGACCCAGAGGAAGACGAUCAUAUCACCACAAGGGUGGUGGGAGGGUUUGUGGCCACCCCCCACUCCCACCCCUGGCAGGUUUUACUCCGCUAUUAUCAAGUACCUGUCUGUAGUGCCACCAUCAUCAGUGACUUGUACAUUCUCACUGCCGCACACUGCAUCUUUAUGAUGAAAGACUUCCAAAGAAAGAUAGAAGAGAAAUAUAAGGAAAAAGUACUCAAUGCAAAUGGAAGUGUGGACUUUGGCCAGGUAAGUGUGGCUCUGGGAGUCCACAAUACUGUCAACCUAACAGACACAGAAGUGGUGGGGGUGGAGAGCUUUCUAGUGCACCCCCAGCAUCGGGUGGACGAGGUACACGACACCCAUGACCUGGCUUUGCUGAGGCUCUCACACCGUAUCAACUAUGUGGCACAUAUACAGCCAGUCUGUCUGCCUACCCAAGGAGAGCAAUUCAGUAGCGAAUGGGGUCUCAUUGUUGGCUGGGGCCAGACUGAGUUUAAUGGUUCCAAAUCACAGAAUCUCAAGCAGGCCAAAGUUCGGAUUUUGGAGGACUCUCUCUGCAUCCAAUCCAAGAUGGGGAAACACUUUGCAGAUAGCCCAGAAAGCAUGAUAUGUGCCUACCAGUACAAGACAGAUGCCUGCAAGGGUGACAGUGGAGGGCCAUUGCUUUAUAGGGCUGGCUCAGGCUUCUAUAUCCAAGCAGGUAUUGUGUCAUGGGGAAUAGAAUGCGCCAGGGAAGGCUACCCAGGAGUAUACACGGAAGUGUCAGCUUACACGGACUGGAUUAGGAACAACACCCUUGACGCCAAGUUCUGUUCAAGACCCAAAGGGAAGCAAUCAGCAUAAACAGUGUGCAUAAAUUUUAAAAAAUUAACUAUGCAAUUUAAAUGACAAUGUUUAAUUUGUUUGUACUAUAUAUUACACGUUAGAUUAUUGUUUAA